GGUUCAGUAUUGCUGCAUUGUGAACUGCCGUAAUCGGUCUCAUGAUCGACAGGGCAAGCGUCUCGCGAAUCAUAUUAGUUUUCACCAUUUUCCUACUUGGAAAAAAACACAAGGAGACUUGGUGUCUGAAAUCACCAAGAAGCGUCGGAUGGCUUGGGUCGCCGCUGUACGGAGGAAAACCAUCACCUUCGAUAAUAUUUCCACAUCCAUGCUUGUUUGCUCACGGCACUUUCACAAAGGCAAGCCAGCAUAUGAAAUGUUGCAGUGCGACCCUGAUUGGGCACCGUCUCUACACCUUGGUCACAAAGGGAUCAGUGGAAAUCCUGACAGAUAUCAGCGGAGGAUUCAACGGCAGCAAGCUGCAGUUGUGUCACCUUUUACCACACCUUCUGCCGCCACAUCUGAUGAUGCUUGCUGUGUCACACCUGUUGACACAUCCAAUGACCCACCUGUUGACACACCGAUGGCCGAUGACACACCCGCUGACUCUGGGGAACAACAAGAGUGCAUCUUUUGUGAGCAGAGGCAAGCUGAGAUCAACCGUUUGCUAGAGGAAAACAGACAACUGAAAGAAGAGAUCUCCAAGAAGAAUUUUGAUGAGCGCUUCCUUGAAGGCAAUGACAUAAAGGUGAAAUACUACACUGGUCUGCCUUGCUUCGCUGUUUUGAUGGGUGUGCUGGCGCAGCUCCUUCCAUGCCUACAGACAGGUCGAAAACUUUCACCUUUUCAGAUGGUCCUUUUAACUUUGAUGCGGCUGAGGCUGAACCUGCCAAUUCAACAUGUAGCACAUCUAUUUGGCUUAGACAGGAAGACAGUCUCAGUUACUUUCAGAGACACCAUAGCAGUAAUGUUUUCACAUUUAAGGCCACUGGUGCACUGGCCAGAGAGGCAUUGUCUGCGAGGUACCAUGCCACAUCAGUUUGUGGAGGCUUUUGGGGAUCGUGUAGCAGUUAUUGUGGACUGUUUCGAGAUUGGCAUUGAGAGGGCAUCCAAUCUUAAAGCUAGGGCACAAACAUUUUCCCACUACAAGCACAAACACACACUGAAAUACCUUAUCGGCAUUACACCACAGGGAGCAAUAUCUUUCAUUUCAAAAGGGUGGGGUGGUCGCGUGAGUGACAAACAGGUAACAGAGGACAGUGGUAUUCUUAAUCAUCUGCUUCCUGGAGACUUGGUGCUGGCGGAUCGUGGGUUUGACAUCAGGGACAGCGUUGGACUAAUGUGUGCUGAAGUAAAAACACCCGCCUUCACACGAGGCCAAUGUCAGUUGGAUGCAAAGGACGUGGAAGACACCAGGAAGAUAGCGCACCUUAGGGUUCAUGUGGAGAGGGUAAUUGGUUGUGUUCGUGGAAAGUACUGCAUAUUGAACGACACAAUUCCACUAAGCAUGGUGGUUCCCUGUGAAGACGAAAACACGGUCUUACUAGACAAAAUUGUGUGCGUGUGCUGUGCUCUGACGAAUAUGUGCCCCAGUGUUGUUAUGAAACCAUAAUGUAUACGGAAAGCUGUACUAUUAUUUUUGUCAUUGUUACUGUUAUAUUUCUGUAUGAAGACUGCUGUUCAUAUUGUUUAGAAGUUUGGUGAAUAUAUUAUUGCAGUUGUUUAGAUAAUUCACAGUAACAAUAUAUUGUGCAACAUGAAAUUGAUGUACAUAGUUAUGAUGAGACAUGUAUGGUGUCUCUCUCUCUCUCUCUCUC
Molecule: messenger RNA, 1697 nt
Organism: Carassius gibelio (silver crucian carp)
Lineage: Eukaryota; Metazoa; Chordata; Actinopteri; Cypriniformes; Cyprinidae
Exons: 2
Coding region: 149-1492 (447 amino acids)
Source: RefSeq, a predicted model, not a curated record